This is a messenger RNA of Moneuplotes crassus, 994 nucleotides long. Lineage: Eukaryota; Ciliophora; Spirotrichea; Euplotida; Euplotidae. The record is from the annotation of a GenBank genome assembly.
UUUAAUAAAAAUGCAGAUGAUUGCAUUAAGAUGAGGAAGAAGGGCACAGCCCUUCUUCAGAUCUUUCGGGAUGUUCACCUCGAAAUCCGCUGGAGAAGCCUCUAAUACUCUAUGAAUCAUUCCUAAGUGCAACUUCUCCUUUGAUUGGGGUCGCAACAGAUCGAGAGAUAAAGUGAGAUUCACUGAAUUCGGAAGUCUUGAGGAAGAAAUUAACUCAAGAUUUGACGUUGAACAUAACAUUCCAAUCCAUAGAGACUCACGUCGCUGCGGAGCCAUUGGAUACAAGGUAGGAAUGACCCAAAUUUGGGAUAAAUGGGGUCUCCGGAUUCCAUGCACUGUCAUCCAGAUUGAUAGAUGCCAAGUUAUUCAAAUCAAGGAGAGUAUUGAUGGGAAACUAAGACAUAACAUUCAGGUUGGAGCUGGAGAAGGCAAUAUUAAGAAAAUCAAAAAGUCUCUAUUAGGCCACUACUUAAACGCAGGAGUUCCGAUUAAGAAACAUUUAGCUGAAUUCGAAGUGACAAGAGAUAACUUCCUCCCUGUUGGCUACAUGAUUGGACCGUCUUACUUCAAAGUUGGGAAUUAUAUUGAUAUCAAGGGAACUUCCAAAGGUAAAGGUACCCAAGGAACUAUCAAAAGAUGGAAUUUCAGCCACCAGUACUUUACACAUGGAAAUUCAAAAGCUCACAGAGCACCAGGAGCCUUGCAGGGAUGUGAGUUCCCAGGAAAAGUUUUCAAGGGGAAGAAAAUGGCUGGUAGAAUGGGUAAUCAAUCCUCCACCCAAUUCAGCUGCAAAGUUAUGAGAGUAGACACCCCAAGGUCUCUUCUUUAUGUUAGAGGAUCAAUUCCAGGAGCUAAUGGAAGCAUGGUAACAAUCAGAGAUGGUUUGAAGAAAAUGGAUAAGCAAGUGAGACAGGUUAAUGAGAUCAGAACUGGAGUUGAUACCUACCCAGGUGAUGAAGAAGAUCCAUAUGAAGUCUACGAGAAUGAGAGUUAG